AUGUCUUUUCUCCAGAGGCUGGAGUCGGUUGUCCCUGGCACAGUGAAGAGAGCUGCUGUUGGGCACGUGCACAGACUGGCUCUGGUCCAUGAAGUUGACAUCAAGCAGGUAGGAAACAGGAUCCACUGCAGCUCAGAGGGGAUCUACCCUGAACCGGAGCUCACCUGGUCCACCAGGCCUCCGUCCACUGUGACCUUCGAGAACACAACCACAGUCCAGCAGACUGAACAGCGUCUCUAUAGCAUCAGUAGCUCUCUGAUAGUUUCGGACAGUGUCACUAGUCUGGACUACAUCUGCACAGUCAGCACUCACACAAACAGGAGGACAGCCACUGUGUUUAAACGAAGUCCCAUCAGCACAGCAGACAGUGAAACAACAAUCCAGUGCACCUCUACAAACAGUCCUCUAACAGGCCUCGUCUGGAGGUUCAACCACAGUCAGACCAUCCUAACCCAGACCGGGCCUGACGCCCUUGUCAACGUGUCAGAGGGGUGGGAGCAUCAUGUGAAGAGUGUGUCAGAGUCGGGCAGCCUCACACUACAGAAGUUAUCUUCAAACCAUGAGGGAGUGUACACCUGUGAGCUCAGUGGUGCUGCGCCGACGACUGUCACCAGCACCUUUCUGAGGAUAGACACAGAGACUUCACAUAAUCGCGGAGCCAUUGUUGGUGGGGUGAUUGGAUUUGUAGUCCUGGUCCUGGUCCCGGUUGUAGUAUGCCUACUAUACUGGUAUUUUAAAAGACAGAAAGGUAAAAGCAUUUUCUGCCUUCACCUUUUUAUUUAUUUAGUGAGUUUGUUUUACAUUGGGAACAUCAGACUUCAGGCUUGAACUGGUGUUUUGACUCAUGAACAUCCCUGAUACUGUCACCUCUGAUGUGCAACCUCCCAGUCAUUUUACAGUGCACUGCAUACUGUAUUUUAAUUAACCAGCAAAUAAUAAAUUAAAACACAUCCUCUAAGUUUAGCUUGAAUUUAACCCUUUAGCAUACAGUUUCAUCCUCUUAAGGAGUGAACCCACCAGUCGGUUAGUGAUGUGAACCUGCUGUGUCUCUCCAAAACAACCCAGGUUCACAAAGUUGUGACGCUUGAUAGGAAAAUGUUUUGUCAAAGAAACGAGGGUAAAACGAAAGAAGUAACCAAAUUAAAUUCAAAGCUUUAUGUUUGAUGUAAUUGUUUUACAGAAGUGGUUUUUCAUGUUUUAGAAGAAAAAAAACUUGAAUUUUCAUAACUGAAUUUGAUUAAAUUUUGUUUACAGACAAAGCAGGAGAAAGAAUGCCUUCUGAGAACAUUGUCCUCUUAAAAAAGAACAUAGAGGCACUACUAACUCUCAGAGCAACUAACAGCAACAGCAGCAACAAACCAACCUACUCUGCAAAGCCAAAUUCAAAUGAACGCCACUAAAUAGGGAUAUCCUACCUCUGAACACACUCAUCCGCAAAGUGAUUCACAUGACAAACCCAACCAACCAGCUGAUUUGUAUGACGUCAGAUGCAUUCAACUGCUUCAAACGUCACCAAAACACGCCUCGGCACAGUGGUUCUGUUCAAUUACUUCAUGAGCUAUGGCGCAUGUGUCGGAGCCUCGGGAGUCAGAGGGCCAUCACUACCUGGAUCUUUGCCCCCGUCUCUCCUUUGUUCCUGACUUUGGUUUAUUUCACUGGUUUGGUUUGUACCCAGCUCCCUGACCUAGUUUUGUACUUUUGUUUUACUACGUCAGGUUGAACCUUGUAUUUUGCUCUCAUUUCUUGUUUUGUGUUGCAUUAAAAUGCUAUUGAACUCUG
This is a messenger RNA of Monopterus albus (swamp eel), 1779 nucleotides long. RefSeq names its product cell wall integrity and stress response component 1-like. The record is from RefSeq and is a predicted model, not a curated record. The transcript has 4 exons. NCBI's taxonomy places the organism in Eukaryota, Metazoa, Chordata, Actinopteri, Synbranchiformes, Synbranchidae. Gene Ontology annotation, biological process: immune response; negative regulation of T cell proliferation; cellular response to lipopolysaccharide. Gene Ontology annotation, cellular component: external side of plasma membrane. Bases 1 to 828 code for a protein of 275 amino acids.